Molecule: messenger RNA, 2707 nt
Organism: Culex quinquefasciatus (southern house mosquito)
Lineage: Eukaryota; Metazoa; Arthropoda; Insecta; Diptera; Culicidae
Product: proton channel OtopLc
Exons: 5
Coding region: 40-2595 (851 amino acids)
Biological process (GO): proton transmembrane transport
Cellular component (GO): membrane
Molecular function (GO): proton channel activity
Source: RefSeq, a predicted model, not a curated record
CCGGCGGCCUUUUAGUACAGCACAAACCUCGGGUCCGGAAUGACCGCGUCGGAAGUUUUCGGUGAAACGUCGGUGGCCAAAGCGUCGACAUUCGGGUCCGAUCGGUUGCUCAUAGUUUCCAGUGAUCCUCUCGGGCCAACCCCACCCCCCUCCCCAUUACCAGAGGAGACGAUCGUGGCUGCGACGAAAAAAACGAAGAAGGCUUUGUCUGGCGAAGAUCGGUCGGCGGCUGCUAUCACAUGGUCGCCGGAGAUCAUCCAAGCAACCGAUGGGGGAGAGAAUGGUGAUGAUGACGACGGAGAGAAGAUUGGCGGAGAAUGUCGACUGCAUUCGGAUAGCGGCGGCGAUGGUGAAUGUGAAACGCUGGACACCGAUUUCAACCUGUCUUCAAGUCCCAGCGGCGGCCGAACCGAUGAUGAAUCUGGUCUUCUUUUGACUGCCAAAAGCUCCCCAUCGCCGACCCCAAUGCCGAUCAAGUACAACCACCACGGCUCGGCCACCAUUCUGGACCAGAUUCCGGAGAAUGAGCAACCUUCCGCGGGCAAGCCGCACCAUUCCAAUGGAAACCACUCGAACGGACGGCGCCGAUCUUCGGUGGCCAUGCAGGAAAUGCUUUCGACCCAUCGACCUUCCACGAUCAUGUCCGCCCUGCGGCGAGGUUCGCUAGCCUGGCUACCCGGCCGGGGCAAGAGUGGAUCCUCGUCCCAUCAGGGAGGCCACGACGGAGCCGAUUCCAACAUGGGCAGCAAGGGCUCGCUCAGCCAGGUGCCCCACGGAUCCGGUGGUGCCCACUGCGAGCUGGCCCUCGAGUCCCGCCGCAAGAAUCGACGAAUCGGAGAUGACGCGCUGAGUACGGCCCUGUCGGCGCUGUACGCCAAGGUCAUCGUGAUCCUCGGCAUUGCACUUCCCGUGACGGAGAUCCUGUCGUCGCAGAUCCCAGCCAACGUGUACCAGGGCUUCUACCUGUACCUGUACAGUGUGAGCAUCACGUUCGUGAUCUUUGUAUACGCGUCGAAUAUGCGACGCAGGGCGGUGAUGACGCUGAUUAAGAGUUAUCAGGAAAAAACCAACACCUUCCCGGUCAAGAAGCGUGUCCCUCACUUCGGUUCGUUUUACCUGCGCGUCGGAGCGAUCGCGUUCGGCAUCGGCACGAUGGUCUAUUCGGGCCUGGAGCUGGGUCAGUACUUUGAGCUGCACGCUUCACCCGGCUGUCACAGCAUCUUCGUGGCCCUGACCCCGGCCGCCCGAAUGAUCCUGUCGAUCGUGCAGAUGCAGUUCAUCUUCCUAAACACAUCCGAGCUGGACAUGGCCCGCCACAAGGUGUUUGCUCGGUUCGGGUUGAUGCACAUGAUCGCGACCAACCUGUGCGAGUGGCUUUACAUCCUGGUUGAGGAAACCAAGCACGAGAUUCACCACUUGGCCCACAUGGCCGAACACCCGAGGAUUGUUUCAGCAAUGGUCAACAUCACCCACCAGAUCUUGUCAACCACGACUACAACGACAACCACGGCUUCUCCUGCUCAUUCCAGCGAGGAAAGUAGCGAAGAAGACUUCGGCGGAGCCUUCCUGCUAGCCAACGGAACAGCCCGCCACUCCAAGCGAUCCCCCGUGGGCUCCACUGACCUUUCGGAGUACAUCGACUGUCAGCGGACCAACAUCAUGGGCUCGUUAGUUCAGAACGCCUCGCCUUUCCUAUUCCCCUGUACGAUCGAGUACUCGCUCAUUUGCGCCGUCAUUCUGUACGAGAUGUGGAAGAAGGUCAAAACGAUCGCGGAGAUUGAUCGUACCCGGCGAACCUCGCACCGGCUACACAGUGUGGUCACCAAUGGACACCAGGGUAACCAUCAUCAUCCUACCGGCAAGAGUGCGCACCACUUCUCGGUAGACUGCUCUCGUGCACAUCGCGGAAUGUUCGGCGGCAUAAUCAUCACCGUUCUCACGAUCAUCUGCUUGAUCAUGUACUUUGUGCUGCACGACGAACCCGGCUACGAGUACUUUGCGCUGCAAGAGGUCACCAUCGCCGAAACGCUGCUCUACACCGUGACCGCGGCAGCGGUCGUGGCCGCCAUGAUCAAGAUGCGCGACCUCAAGUACUGCAAGAAGCAUAACGAUCCUCACGCCAGCUCCGUCAGUUUGGACUGUACGCUGCUGGUGCUGGCCCAAACCGGAGUGUACGUGUACGGAAUGUUCAGCAUCGUCGGCAGCUACUUCUCGAUCCAGAACAACGUCCCGGGUGCCCAGGAGGGCAUGAUCGCGGAACUGUUCAGCCUCGUUCAAACCUCCAUCCAAACGCUCUUCAUCCUGAACGCCGUGUGGCGCAAGUGCCGAGGCGCGCAACAACACCGGACCAAACCAGGUCGCGAAAUUGUCACCUUCCUGCUCGUGGCCAACAUGGCCAUGUGGUUCAUCAACACGCUGAUCAAGGGCCGGGCGAGCUUCCGGCCGUCGCAUCUGGACUUUUUCGGCACCUGGGCGUGGACCGUCAUCACGCACGUCUCGAUGCCGCUGGCCAUUUUCUACCGGUUCCACUCGACGAUCUGUCUGUUCGAAGUGUGGAAGUCAACGUACAAGGUCAAGGGUGGGGACCAUCACUAGGGUUCCGGCUAACUGUUAGAAUUAACUUAUUUAUAGUAAACCAGUGUGGUUGUGCGUUUGUAAAUAGUAGCGUAAGCACCGUGGAAUAAGAUUUGAGCCUUUUUAGCAGCAA